AUGUCGUUUUUUUUUGCUGUUGUUGAGGAUCAAUGGUUCGUGCCGGCAAAGGACGUGCUGUGCAUCGAGCCGAGCCCGAACGACGGACACGCUGUCCGUGUCAAGCUCAUCUACACCUACGAGUUCAAGGCACUGUCGCAGACGAUGCGCGGAGCCAUUCUGGAGACGGCAGCGUCGAACGGGUACGGGCCGGUGGUGGCCGGCUCGAGAUGGGGCGGGGUGGGUGCUGACGACAGUAGCAAGUCGUGGCGGCGGUCGGUCACGCUCUUCUAUAACGCCGACGAGGUCGACGCCAAGUUGAAGAAGGCUCCGGAGAGCCAAAAUGGUGCGAAGAAGCAGGCCGAAGCGGCGCGGCCGGCGACCGAGGAGGACAAGCGCGGGCUGGCCAAGCAGGUGACCGAGAUGAGGGCACUGUUUGAGACGCUCAAGGUCAACCUGCCCGACAACGGCGAGAUCUCGUUCACCACGUCGACCAUGCUCAGCUCGCUCGACGGCAUCAAGGCGCAGAUGGAGGCAAUUCUGGGAACGCUCGAGGGCAACGGGCCAUCGGCGGGCAAGCCAACGCGGCGACAGGCGUCGUCGACGGGCUCGUCGACGACGUCGUCGAGCCCAAGUGUCGGCAAGUCGGUGCUGGCGGCGGCGAGUGGAAAGGCGAUUGAGUCAUCACCGUCGUCGCCGUACAGCUCGAUCCUCAAGAGCUCCUUUGGUGGUGAGGGCAAGGGCAAGGUCAAGCGCAAGACUAGCAAGAAAAAGACCAAGCAGACCAUCGGGUCGGCCAAGCCGUCACACCUCGACGACGACGAGCUCGACUCGGAUGAGUUCUCGCACGCGACGGCGAUCGACCGCCAGCUCUCGACAAUGCUCACUCUCGACGACUCGUUCUCGUUCUCCUCGUCGUCGGACUCUUACUCGUCGUCGGAUGAGAUCUUCCUCGAUGCAUCGGUGAUGGCAGACACGGCGGUGCCGGCCGCAUCGCCGAGCAGCCUGCAGACAGCGCUGGGCGUCGAUGUCUCGCUCACUGGCGAGAGCUCGGCCAAGCUGAAUGUCAGCGGCGACGAGGUAUCGGGAGAGUGUGAAAGCUCGUUCUCCGACUCGGACUCGGGAUCGUGCGACUCGGUGGUGGCGCUUGGCGAGCCCACGCCCGAACCGCCGGCCAAGUCACGGGUGCCACCAGCCAAGCCACCACCACCAGUGAUGGCUAUGCCGCCGCAGCGUGACCUGGCGCCAGCCAAGAUUGACCCCGGGGCCACCGAAAUGGGCGGAGGCGGCGCGGGCAGCACGAGCGGGAGUCAGCGACGGCGGCUGACGAGUGGGCUGACCCGGAUUGUGGGCCACUAUGCGCGCGACGAGCGGCUGAUGCCACCGCAGCAGCUGACGAUGCGGACGCUGCGGCGAGCACAGGAGCAUACCAAGGCCAAGUACGAGGCGGUCUUUGGAGUUGUCGCCCUCCUCGACAUGCAUCUGGCGUCGGGCGGACCACGGGCGCUUCCCGCACUCGGGCCGAUCGAGGUCUUUGUAGAGCUGCUGGCCCUGAUGGCGUCGCUGCGCGCGGUGCGGGUGCUGGCGAUCAUGGCGUCGCCAACAACAGUCGACCUCCUCACAGCAGUCAUGGAGCUUGAGGUGUCCAAGCCACAGGACCUUAUCGUCAACCUUGCGCAGGUGUACAUUCCACUGGCGAGAUCGGUUCGGACCGAUUUCUCCUCCGAGAUCCUCAUCCCGCUCUCCCAGUCGCCGCUCAUUCCCAGCAUCAUCGAGCACGCAGAACGGGCACCGACAUCUGCGGCGCUCAACGAGGUGGUUCUCGUCCUCAUGUCGUGGCUGGCGUACGACAUGCGGUUCCGGACCAUGUUUGCUGACGCCUCCAGCGAUACGAUUGCCAUCCGUGCGCUGAACACAUUUUCCAACGAGCGGACCAUCCUCAAGGCCGCGUUCAAGUACCUGUAUCUGGUGUGCGACCGCGAGUCUGUCCGCGAGCGGUGUGGCGGCGACGGGCUCCGCGGCCUGAUCGAGGCUGUCAACGACCACCUUGACGACGCGCGCAUCGCAGAGUACGCGUUGGCCGCCAUGGGCCAGGUUGUCCUCAACGUCGAACUCAACCUCAAGUUUUCUUCACAGCCGCACGGGAAGAACGCAGCCGUCAUGGCACAGCUCAUCCAGCUCAUUCGCAGGCUCUGUGGACUCGCUGACGUCCGUCCGCUCUUUCGCACCAAGGGCGAGUCGAAGAUCCUUGUCGACGCCAUCAAUACCUUUCCCAACGACAUGUACAUCAACAAGGACGCCGAGUGGAUUCUUCGCGUCCUCUGUCAGCGCGAGCAACGCGGGCUCAUGUACAGCUUCCCGGGCGUCGAGGAUGCCAUGGCCCGCGCCCGCGCCAUGAUCAUGGCCUCCAACGUGGCCUACAUUUGACCGCCACGUGCUUGCUGACCAGUCAGCUACCUACCAUUGGCGGAUGCCAAAGGAUCGCUAGUACAUGCGGCCGGCUCAGCGAUGCAAAGCUUAGAGCUCCGAUGGGGUCGACACCGUCGGCUCCGGAGGAGCAGUAGCCCAC
This is a messenger RNA of Thecamonas trahens ATCC 50062, 2548 nucleotides long. RefSeq lists its product as uncharacterized. Bases 1 to 2406 code for a protein of 801 amino acids. The transcript has 3 exons. The record is from RefSeq and is a predicted model, not a curated record. NCBI's taxonomy places the organism in Eukaryota, Apusomonadida, Apusomonadidae.